Molecule: messenger RNA, 994 nt
Organism: Suillus paluster
Lineage: Eukaryota; Fungi; Basidiomycota; Agaricomycetes; Boletales; Suillaceae
Exons: 3
Coding region: 122-853 (243 amino acids)
Source: RefSeq, a predicted model, not a curated record
CGUGACUAUGUCGACGUCAUAGAGGUUGUCGUCAUUAGGAGCCACCGUUGGUUAUAAAGUUAUCCAACAUCAACACCAACUACAACCUCACUUGCACUUGAUUUAUACCGCAUCCGUCACAAUGUACCGAGCAUCCACUUUCCGUUCCGUCAUUGCUGCCCGUCACGAUCGUGCCUCGGCGAAUGCCCUUCCUGUCGCGCGUAGGAUGUUCGCAACCCAGCCCCCGCCGGGGCAAGCGCCGCCCAAUCCGAAGGCCAGCCCCUCCACCAACAGUGGCGGAUACAACAACGGUCUCAUCAUCGCCUCUGCCGCCGCCGCACUUGCGGGAAUGUACUAUUUCUACAACCGCGACCGCGGUAUCAGUCUUCAAGAGAAGAAACGCAGAGAUGAGGAGGAGAUGAAGCAGAAGGCUCGCGAAGCAGGGGUAAGCAUCAGGCAAGCUGGGGAAGCAGGGAAGGCAAGGACUGAGGAUGCCCUCAUAAAAGGCCGGGAGAGUUAUGAUGCUGCGAAGGCCUCAGCUAAAGAGACAGUGGCUGCAUCCCGCCAAAAAGUGGGCGAGUCUCACUACGAUCUGACAGAACAUGCACGGCAGACAGCACAUGAAGCGCAGGAAAAACUGAACCAGUACAAGAACGCAGCUGAGCAGUCUCUAGCAGAUGCCAAGAGGACAUCCGAACGUAAGUUUGAAGAGACGAAGGACGCCGUUGCACAACGCGCGGAUGAAGUCAAGGAUACAGGCCAUAACUGGUUCAGUUGGGGGCAGUCAAAGACAGGCGAAGUAAAACGCGAAGGUGCUCAGAAAGUUGCUGAGGGUACCGAAGAUGUCAAGAAGAGAGCGGAGAGGCAAGUAUGAAAUUUGUGGCGAACUUGAAUGGACAUUUGACGAGUUGUACGUCUGAAUAAGUAUUGUAAUACAUUACCUUUAUUCCCUAUACUGUUAUAUCGCAUAUGAUUCUCUCUGAGUCUUCGACGAUGGUGUACCGGCAGUUCCGCG